Molecule: messenger RNA, 624 nt
Organism: Heterobasidion irregulare TC 32-1
Lineage: Eukaryota; Fungi; Basidiomycota; Agaricomycetes; Russulales; Bondarzewiaceae
Exons: 2
Coding region: 1-624 (207 amino acids)
Source: RefSeq, a predicted model, not a curated record
AUGGCCAUCCUCCGCGGAAUUUCAGGCCAAUUGCCCAUAGCUACACUCACUUCUCUCACCAUCAAUGGCUUGUACGCAUAUCACGGCCCACAGUAUGAUAAACCUGAUUUUCAGAACCUCUUCCGUGGACUCGAUGCUAUCCGUAUCUCACCAUCUUGGGGAUUGGAGCCUCCACCGCCAGACCUUCGGUCUUCAUUUGUCCAUUUUUGGGAGUACACAAUGCAGCUUCGCGUUCUCAGCGCUCUCGCCUCUGAUCUGGACGUCGGCGUUGUCCAUCGGGUCAAUUUUUCGGAGCUGGACUUUCCUGCGCUCGCGUUCCUGUCAUUGCAGAUGAUUUUGUUCAACGAGGAAACUCACGUCUCAGACUUCAUCGUGCGACACAAACUCACGCUGAAAUCGCUGCAUCUUACGCAAUGCCAUAUCGCAUCCUAUAGCGUUUUGGAAGGGCCGCCGCAGGUCUGGUCUCAGAUGUGGACUCGUUUCGCAGACGAGCUGGAGGCAUUGAUCCAGCUCUCGGUGGAGCCGGGUCACAACGUCAACCAAGUCCGGCCACACCAUUCCUCUUAUGUGCAUCUCGACGACAAAAAUCGGCUACUCGUGUCUGCCCAUGCGGAACUCGCUUGA